Messenger RNA from Medioppia subpectinata, 3681 nucleotides. The record is from the annotation of a GenBank genome assembly. NCBI's taxonomy places the organism in Eukaryota, Metazoa, Arthropoda, Arachnida, Sarcoptiformes, Oppiidae.
AUGGAUUGCGAAAACAACGAAAAGUUUUGCGAUCUCUUAUACAAAGGCAAGUUGUAUGACAUUCAGCGCCAAUCGGCCGCCAAUGCCGUCCCCUUCGCCACCGUUUAUCAACUGAUCCAACAAAUGGUACCAUUGAUUGACUUAGAGAGUGGUAUUUUUGNUUGCGAUCUCUUAUACAAAGGCAAGUUGUAUGACAUUCAGCGCCAAUCGGCCGCCAAUGCCGUCCCCUUCGCCACCGUUUAUCAACUGAUCCAACAAAUGGUACCAUUGAUUGACUUAGAGAGUGGUAUUUUUGGUACACAAGUCUCUUUCGAUUCGCACAGCUUUACAAUAUGGAAAGACACCUUAAAAAUCAAUAUUAGAGAUCUGAAGGACAAGAUUGUGAAGGACUCAGUGAUCAACGUUGAAGAGAAGCCAUCCAACAGUAGCCGCCAUAAUAGCCGCCCGCAAACCACCGCUGGAUUCGUACGGCAUAACAAUAACAACACUAACAGACAAUUUAGUGGCCAAAACACUCGUAACAAUGAUUAUAGGCCUCAGAGUUAUAACAGAACUGUGCCGUCGGAUACGAGGCCAUCGACUUAUGAUAACAGACCAGCUAUUGGUGAUGUUAGGCCGUCACGUGUCGCUGAGAAUAGGCCAGUAUAUGAAACGAGACCACCCGGUGGUGAACAUAGACUUCCACCACGUGUUGCCGAUCACAGGCCACACAAUUAUAAUGAGAGUCCCGUUUCUGGUUUUAGGUCUCCUCAAAGACCUGAUUACAGACCGCCAUCUUAUGAUCGAUCAGUUGGUGAUAAUAGGGAUCCGCGAGUCAGUGACCACAGGCCUCCACGCGUUAGUGACGGCAGACCUAUUGAUAGUAGACCAGUGUUUAGUGACCGGUCUCCUCGUGUUAGUGAUUACAGGGCACCCGCUUAUGAUAGUAGACCAGUUAGUGGCGCCAUAAGACCUCCACAGCCGCCGCCAGUCAGUGUUGGCUUCAAUGUGACGGAAGUGUUGGCCAAUAUUAGCAAAACGUUCAGUGAUAACCGAUUGGCUGGCGAUGGCAGACCUGUUGGCCACUAUAAUACACCCGCAACUGGUAUACCAUUCAAUGCCCAGCAAACAAAUCACGUGAAUCCCAAUAACCGAUGGGAGACUAACCGUCCAGUGGAUCCAAUGACUGCGAACAACACUUUUGGUGGUUAUACGAUACCGCGUCUACCGGUGAUCAUACCCACCGCCACUCCUCCUCCACCGCAUCCUUUGUCACCGCUUAAGACGCCGAAUGAGAAACAAUUGAUUAACGAGAUUACCAAUGAGAUCGUCCAGAAGUACUCAAUCCUAUUGGAUGUGAUCAAAGAUCACUCGCGAAACAAUUGCGAUCUGAUUACCGACUUUGAGUGGACGGGUGUUAUACACAAACAGCUGACCGCCAAAGGCUUCAAGAACUACGAUCCGAAAGUGUGGCACAACUGUUACCAGACAUAUGUCCACAAAUACGUUGAGGCGCUCAACCGAUACGACUCGAUAUGUUCGGCAAAAGACAAUUUUGUAUACUUCGAGGAAUUCAACGAAAUGUAUUUCAAUCACCGAAACCCGGCGUUCAUUGAGGUAAUGAACGCGCGAUCAAAGUUCUUAUUGGCGUUUAUGAGGCGAUGGCGACACGAAGACACCUCCAACACAAUGCCCGACACCGAAGACAUCUCUAAACUGAAGCGAACGGUCACUCGACAGCAAAAACUGAUUGAUUUGCGCAAAGAGACCAUCGCUUUCCACAAGAAGCUCGAGAUUAACGUCCCGAAGAUCAAAGUUUUCAAUCUCAUUGUUCAGGCCAUCGCCGCCCUUAAAGGACAUCUCAGCGAACCCGGCCUUUACGUCAAGAUAUCCCGUAUUCUGGCCGACAGUGGCCUCGACUGGAAUCACGACGACUGCGAACAAGCGCUCAAAGAGUGGAUAGUUUUCUACGACGAGAACUAUUAUAACUACAAGAAUGCGAUGAAAUCCGACAACAGAGUUGUGGAGUAUAUCUACGAGUUCUUGAAUAUCAUAACAACCGUACGGUUGGACCCUAUCUUCUACUCGAAUCAGAGGAUUACCGAAGCCCUGGAGUCGAUUGCCAGACGUACGGGCAAAUCGACGCCUCGUUGUCAACGGCGGCUCAAAAUAAAUGAUAAGAAUAUCGAUAAGAUUCUGGAAGCGGUGCGAAAUGAGCAGCAAUUGAAUAGCUUUAAGAAUUCAGAUGAUAUUCAAAUCAUUGCCGUAUUACCGGCGAAGAAGCCUAACGCUUCCAGCGAAUCGUCGGUCACCAAUAAAGCCAAAACCACUAGUGGUUCAUCGAUCACUGGAAAGUUCACUAAGACUUCCCCGAAGACAUCGAAGGCGGUGACCACUAAGACCCGAGACAGUAGUCAAAAGAGUUCGUCAUCUAAAAAGUCUUCCUCGAGUUCUACGAAAAGUGAUGAUAAGAAGUCGUCAAAAGUGCCAAAACGCGAACACAGAGACAGUAAGUCGGAUGUAAAGAGUAGUCCCAAGUAUAAGAGGAGUCGACACGAGUCGCCGCCGCCGUCGCGGGUCGACUACAAGAAGUCGGCCGAUAAAAAGGCUAUCAUCGGCGAUGACUGUAACCAUCGUAUGAGUAGCGGUGAUAUCAAGAAAUAUUCGUUCCUAUUCUCAGACGCCCGCAACUAUUCGCACAAUAACUGCGAUUUGAUUACACACUACGAGUGGAUCCACACAAUCAACUAUCGUAUGGAAAAACAAGGCUUUAAGGUCUCGUCGCCCGAGAGCUGGCGCUUGGAUUACAGACACUACACGAUUGUCUAUUUGAAAACACUGAAUGAGUGCAAGAGUGUGGACAGCGCUCAGAAGGCGUUCCCGUUGUUUAAGGACUUAAACAACAAUUAUUUCAAUUCAAAUAACGCCUUAUAUAAGGAUAUAAUGACUGCGAGAGAAGAGUUUGCGAAGAGAUUACCGAAAUUCAAGUCCGAAGCGGAGGAAGAGCUGAUCCGAACGAUACAGAAUCAUAGCUAUAACGCCGACCUUCACGACCAUCGGCUCCGAUGCUUUCAGUCAGACCUGGAGAGCCGUAUCGAUGAGAUAAAGUGUGUCAAUCUGAUGGUACAGAUCAUUGAUCUGAUCCAACGCAACAACAAGAUUGUCGAGAGCGGCGACAUAUUUCAGAAGGUGUCGGAAGUGAUGUCUGUCACCGGCUUUCUGGUCAGCAAACAGUUGAGUCCCGCGCAGAGCCCGCAGUGGCGGCCCUAUCAGUGCGAAGAGACGCUCCGCUAUUGGACUAUAUAUUAUAAUCAACACUUGGAGUUAUACGAGUUGGCGCUCAAACACGGCCACAAGAUUAUUAUCUACGUAUUCAACUACUUGACUAUUAUACCGGAGUUCCUGACCAAUGAGAUUAACGUCCGAAACUCGUAUCUGUUUAGCGACACCGACAGCGCCGAUGAGCGCAAACUGACGGACGCCCUGUUGACGAUCCGAACGCAAACCCAUAAACACACUGUCCAUCGACUCUAUAUCUGCGCGAAGGUCUCCAAUGAGAUUAAACUCAAGUGCGACGACACCUAUCGAUUGGACACUGACUAUCGCGCUAUCGAUAGUAGUUUUAAUUCAACCGAUUGUUACAAUACUUAUGAUCAUAAGAGGCCUAACACUGGACCGGCGGCUGAUCACAAAAAAGUAUGA